Messenger RNA from Polyodon spathula (Mississippi paddlefish), 714 nucleotides. Its product is annotated as cytochrome c oxidase assembly protein COX20, mitochondrial. Gene Ontology annotation, biological process: mitochondrial respiratory chain complex IV assembly. The coding region runs from base 167 to 493 and encodes 108 amino acids. The transcript is spliced from 4 exons. The record is from RefSeq and is a predicted model, not a curated record. Lineage: Eukaryota; Metazoa; Chordata; Actinopteri; Acipenseriformes; Polyodontidae. Gene Ontology annotation, cellular component: mitochondrial inner membrane; mitochondrion.
ACAUUUUCAGAUCAGAGACAGCCCGGAACAGUAAGUUGUCGGGACUCUUCCUGUUUUCGUUAUAUCACGAAUGGGGUUAAAAUAACUCUAUUCCUAUUAAAAGGUACUCGUGUGAUACUGCACAACAGAGGCACUGAGGGUAUUGCUGCACAAGUUUGGGAACGCCAUGGCAGGUGAGGGCGAGGAAGGAAAAACAAAGUCAUUCAAGCUCCUGGGAAUCCUUGAUAUCCAGAACAUUCCCUGUGCCAGAGGGGCUGUGCUGCAUGGAUCAGCUGCAUCCAUCUUAGUUGGUUUAGGACACUUCUUGGCAACAAGCAGAGUCAAAAGAUCUUUUGAUUUUGGUGUAGGAGGGUUCAUGUUGACAACACUGGGAUCUUGGUUCUACUGCAGAUACAACAAUGCUAAGCUUCGAAUGCAGCAAAAAAUGAUCAAAGAUGGAUUAAAAAACAAAGUCAUGUAUGAAGGUACCAGUCUGGACCCAACAAGAAAAUAGAACAGCAGUCAAGGGGAUGGGUCAUGAUGAACAAUUCGAUAACUCACUAAAGUGGACAUUCUACUGGAAACCCAUACUAAUCAACAUGUUUCGGAAGCUGUGCCUUUUCCUUAAGGAACAUAAAAGCUUCUAAUGAAAAAUACUGUUAUGUUAGUUUAUUGUACUGGCUUACAAAGUGAGCCAUUGCAAGCAUUUACUGAAUAAACUGUUUUAUAUUGUAA